Nothoprocta perdicaria is the source of this 2370-nucleotide messenger RNA. RefSeq names its product BRMS1 like transcriptional repressor (gene BRMS1L). Gene Ontology annotation, biological process: negative regulation of transcription by RNA polymerase II. Gene Ontology annotation, cellular component: Sin3-type complex. The record is from RefSeq and is a predicted model, not a curated record. Bases 88 to 1059 code for a protein of 323 amino acids. Gene Ontology annotation, molecular function: histone deacetylase binding. The transcript has 10 exons. Lineage: Eukaryota; Metazoa; Chordata; Aves; Tinamiformes; Tinamidae.
CGGCGGCAGGGGAGGCCCCGGCGGCGGCUGCGGCGGCGGGAAGCGGAGUCGGGAAGCGGAGUCCCAGGCCCGGCGGCGGCGGGGACGAUGCCGGUGCAUUCCCGGGAAAAGAAGGAGAACAACCACGAUGAGAUGGAGGUGGACUACGGCGAGAACGAGGGCAGCAGCUCGGAGGAGGAGGAGACCGAGAGCUCGUCCGUGUCCGAGGAGGGGGACAGCUCAGAAAUGGAUGAUGAGGACUGUGAAAGAAGAAGAAUGGAAUGUUUAGAUGAAAUGUCCAAUCUUGAAAAGCAAUUUACGGACCUUAAAGACCAACUUUACAAAGAAAGAUUAAGCCAAGUGGAUGCAAAACUACAAGAGGUCAUAGCUGGAAAAGCACCUGAGUACUUAGAACCAUUGGCAGCUUUACAAGAAAAUAUGCAAAUUCGAACAAAGGUGGCAGGUAUCUAUAGAGAGCUUUGUCUGGAAUCUGUGAAGAACAAGUACGAAUGUGAAAUUCAAGCCUCUCGACAGCACUGUGAGAGUGAAAAGCUUCUCCUGUAUGAUACUGUGCAAAGUGAACUGGARGAGAAGAUUAGACGGCUUGAAGAAGACCGGCAUAGCAUUGACAUUACCUCAGAAUUGUGGAAUGAUGAACUGCAAUCCAGGAAGAAAAGGAAAGAUCCUUUUAGUCCAGAUAAAAAGAAACCUGUUGUUGUGUCAGGCCCCUAUAUAGUUUAUAUGUUACAAGAUCUUGAUAUACUUGAAGACUGGACAACAAUAAGGAAGGCAAUGGCGACACUGGGGCCACACAGAGUAAAGCCAGAACCACCUGUAAAAUUAGAAAAGCAUCUACACAGUGCUAGAUCUGAAGAUGGAAGACUUUAUUAUGAUGGCGAGUGGUAYGGACGUGGACAGACGAUAUGCAUUGAUAAGAAAGAUGAAUGUCCUACAAGUGCCAUAAUAACAACAAUUAACCAUGAUGAAGUUUGGUUUAAAAGACCGGAUGGAAGCAAGUCCAAGCUAUAUAUUUCUCAGCUACAGAAAGGAAAAUAUUCAAUAAAGCAUAAUCACAACUGACACUUUCUAACCAGUUAUGAAAUAAAUGGUCUUGCCAUGCUUGAUGUGCCAUGGGGUGAAAGUUAUAUUUAAUAGUGUUUUGUAUUCCCCAUAAAUUUACAGCAGUAUCUGAUGUACAUUUGUAGUGCUGAAUGUAAACUUCAUAUGGAUGGCCUACAGAAACCUGAAGACAUUAAAUCAUGUUGACAGACACUUUACCUCUAAAUUGGGUCCAGUGCCUAAGAUAUGAAGUCUGCUCUGCAAGAAUAAUUGCUCAGACCUUCUCAUUAAAAGUCAUAUUUUGAAGUGAAAGGGGGAAAAACAAAUUUUUAUCAUUGGUGAUCAAUUUGUGUGAUAGAGGUGACCACAGUUACAACUGGUUUUGUUUUCAUUUCAGUGAAUGUGUCAUGCUUCUYCCAUGGAUGUAAAUUUAGCCUGUUCAGCUGUUGCUUUUGAGUUGUUUGUUAAAUGCAUAGCCAUUAUUUCAUCCUGAGUGGAGUGAUUUAUUACAAUUAUUGUCCUGGACUGUUCUGCUAGUACUGACUAUCAUAUUUUGUAAGGUUUACUAUUUUGCUUGUGUUGAGGCAAAGGCAAUAUUUUAAUCUAUGUUUUUGAGGAGUGCGUUUAUAGUUCAGGACCCUAGGCUAUGGUAAACAAAGCAUUGGUGGAUGUUUUUUUUCCCCCUUUAUCAGAUUGUCAGCAAAACUUGUGUGUAAUGUAGAUGAUGUUGCUCCAACUUGUAUAAUAUGUGGCCCACAAAGGUUGAUUGCUGGGGUGGUUAUGUAAAUAAAUGUUGUUGCAUGCUCUCCUUGUUUUGUCCACAGUUCUAUGAAAUAUUAUGGCUCUUCUCAGAAUUAAAAAUAUAUCCCCAGAAGWUGUGUGUCUGGGCAGAUUUACACCAAGUUGUUCAUCAAACAUUGUUUUCCAGAUUUCUAUAGCUUCAUCUUAUUGUACACCAGAACUGUGUAAUGAAUCUUAGAAAGCUGAGCUUCCUUGCUGUUUAUGCCACGGAAAAAGUCCUAAAUUCUUAACGUUAUAGUGAUGUGCGUGGAGCAUCUAGAAUGAUAGGUGGGACUGCUGAAGAAUUAAUUACCCGUCAGUUAUGUGCACUUUAAUCUCCACUUAUGAUGGCUCUUCUUGGAGAAAGAAAGCAUCCAUUUGCUUUAAAUGAUCACAGCAAAUAAGUAUUUUUAUUGUAAUGUGUAUAAAUGUUUUAUUCCUAUAUUAUUUGUCUCUUCUAGUGCAGGGUGGUAACUACUUUCCAAAUGCCAAAUGUCCAAAAUAAGUCUUCGGUUUCUGCCGAGUAAUGCUUUUCUACAACUGUAUGAUGUU